Cottoperca gobio is the source of this 5771-nucleotide messenger RNA. RefSeq names its product phosphatase and actin regulator 2 (gene phactr2). Lineage: Eukaryota; Metazoa; Chordata; Actinopteri; Perciformes; Bovichtidae. Gene Ontology annotation, biological process: actin cytoskeleton organization. Gene Ontology annotation, molecular function: actin binding. Bases 219 to 1847 code for a protein of 542 amino acids. The transcript is spliced from 12 exons. The record is from RefSeq and is a predicted model, not a curated record.
UCUUCAGCUGCUCGCAGGAGGAGGAGGAGGUGGGAGGGGAAGUUACGACGUAGUAGCGACAACUAAGUUUCCAGCGACUCAGCCAUCACGGUCUGAAACUUUUUUAUGAAAUGAACUCGCUCGGCGGCUGCGGAGAGGAUUUAAGCAGCGAUAGGACGCCGUGAUCUAGGGUGUUUUAUUUCGGCGGGGGGGCUCGGUCCGGCCCGGAGAAGCUGAAUAUGGGUCAGACUGCUGUGUCUGCCGUGUCUCAGUCUGCGAGCGUUGAUGGGUUGGAGAAAUCAUCAUCACUGGCCAGCUGUGACGUUGUGGUGAACAGCGCCACCAAUACCCAGAAUGCACCUGCGUCACGGCAGCAGAGAGGCAAGCUCUCAUCUAUAGGUAAACUGUUCAAACCCUGGAAGUGGAGGAAGAAGAAGACCAGCGACAAGUUCCAGGAUCUUUCCAAAGUUCUAGAGAGAAAAAUCUCCACCAGACAAACGCGGGAGGAGCUCAUCAAAAAAGGAGUUCUCAUCGCUGACCAAGAGGAAACAAUCAGAAGUGAAAAUCAGAAUGGCCACGCCACCUCUAGUGUGACAUCGGAAGAGGUCAAAGUUGACAUUGAGUCUCCAGAAACGGCGCUGGAGGAACAGGCCAGCGGACCCGUCAGCACCGAGGACAAAACAGCCAAAUGCUCCCAGCCAAAGAAGACGGGAUUCACAACAAAAACCGCCCCCGCCCCCGCCUCCACCUCUCGUUCUCGUGCGUCUAAGGACGAUGCAAAGCAGAAUGAAGGGACCAAUGCAAGGACCAACCAGAAACCAAACACUCCCACCUCUUCCUCCGUACCUCAAAAGCCCCCCGCAGAGACUCGUAGACAGCCUGCGGAGUUAAAAUGCUCACCCCUUUCCUCAGACACGAAGCCUGCCUCAUCUAAAGUCUCAGGCAAUACCACAGAGGACACUCCGGCUUCUCAAGCUGCUCUAGAGCACAAAUCUGCUUCCAAUGCCUCGACUGCUGGUGGGACCCACAAGGGUAUGGCUCCUGAACCCACUGUCCAGUCUCUCCACAUCAACAAUACUACAGAGGACACUUCCUUUACAGAGGGAGACACGGGAACGGGAGGGGAGGGAAGAGAAGAAGAAAAGAAGAACGGAGAAAAAGAGUCUGCUGUGGAGAACAGCCCGAGGUCUGCAGAGGGCCCCGCUGAGAGGCCACAGGGCCUCAGUGUGAACACGGAGCACGCCGAGGUGACGGUGAUCCCUGAUAGGCCGAGAUACAGCCAAACUAGCGACUCUGACUCCGACGGACCAAUCCUGUACCGCGAUGAGGAGGAAGACGAGGAGGAAGACGAGUACACAACCAGCGCUCUGGCUAUUAAGAUCCGCCGACGAGACACCCUGAACAUCAAGCUGGGGAACAGACCCAGCAUGGCGGACCUGGAGGAGAAAAACAUUCUGCCGCGGAGCUCCAUAAUUGAGAGACAUGAGCUCCGCCAGAAGAUAGGCUCCAAUCUGGUCAGGCGCCUGAGCCAAAGACCCAGCACAGAGGAGCUGGAGCAGAGAAACAUCCUCAGGCAAAAGAAUGAAGCCGAGGAGCAAGAAGCCAAGCAAGAGAUUAAAAGGAGACUCUCCAGAAAGCUGAGCGUGAGGCCUACAGUGGCAGAGCUUGUCGCUCGCAGGAUCCUGUGUUUUAACGAGUAUGUGGAGGUAACGGACGCCAAGGAUUAUGAUCGUCGCGCCGACAAACCCUGGACACGGCUUACUCCCGCUGACAAGGCUGCUAUCCGUAAGGAGCUGAAUGAGUUUAAGAGCCGAGAGAUGGCCGUUCAUGAAGACAGCAAACAGUUCACCAGAUUCCAUCGGCCGUAAGUGCUCUCACUGCCAGCUGGACGUCAGCAGCACAAGCUCUCCGGUCCACAGCUCCCAGCAGCCUCAGUACACAGCUCAGUCCAAUUUGCUUUGGGAUCCUCCUGCGCCUGAUGAUAUGUAUUUCUCUCUAUAGUGACAGCUACAGGUGUGUCUUAAGGUCCCUGGCCAUCCAUGGACACCAGUGAAACAUUUGCACAUAUCUCUAGUCAGAACAGUUGUGUGUGUGUGUGUGUAUAGCGCUCUCAUUAGAUUAUUUAUUGUAGAUGCCCAGAACCUGCUGGUUUAUGAUGUGCUUUGUUUGUUGUCUUUGGUUCACUUCAGGCCUUGUCGUGGCAGGUUACAGGGAGAACCUCUUAGCAGUUACUUAAUUGUACUAAAGCGUGUACUUGCCAAGGUAUGCUUUGUCAUAAACAGCCAAAUGGCCACAUACGAGCGUCCCUCUAGUACAGGAAAGGGCAGUGAUUGGACGGUUGUGUGCUGAUGUCAGAGCCUAUGUCAUAGAUCAGAGGGGAGGCAGUUUGCUCUGAUGUGCCUCUCGGAGCUCAAUCUGAAAUACUGCAGUUCAUUUUUAGACAUAUUUAAAGUAUAGUGCCACUAGAGGGCAUUACAUCAUCAGAGUUAUAUACUGUGAGGGAGAAGAUGUGUAUGUAGAUGUAGAUGUAGGUGUUAUAUUUAUAACUGCUGAAGCUGAAGGGUCGCUGGGCACCGGAGGCCCUGACAGCGAGGUGCGAUGGAAAUCGCUCCAAUUCCAGCCAGCUGUAAUCCCUCAGCGCUCCUCCUGAUGAUACAUGAUGAUCAUGUACCGUCAUAUAUCUUGUGUUGAGUUAUUCAGUGCAAACCUCCGAACACAAAGUGCCGGACUUGAUAUUAGAUCGACUUUCCAAGCUUUGCCUUCAGUUUCUGGCUGGAGCUCUCACUCCGAGUGCCUCGGUAGCAAAGAGAAAGCGUGAGUCUGAUUGUACGUUAGCCUUCUUAUUUGAAAGUUCAGAUGUUGUUUGGCUUCCUUCGACGGUUUCAUGAAAAGAGAACAGGCACUGAGAGUUUCUUCGAAGAAGUCAAAGUACUUUAUUUUCCAUUUCCUCCCAACGUUUAAUCUGUCUGCCCAUGAUGGAUACGCGAGGAGAGAUUUGCUGACGAGUGGUCCUUUUUACACCUUGCCCUAACAUGCACCUUGAAUCCAGAGAUGUGAUGGACAGUUAUAUGAACAGAAUUCUCUUUUAAAGCUGAGAAUUUAAAGGUAUUGUUUAACUUUCUGGGAAAUACACUCGAUUUUACAAAACUUAAACGGGAACUAUUUUCAUAAUCGAUUUAUAAUUUCAGCCGGUGACAUCACAAUUUAUUUCCUGGCCCAUUUUAUAUCCCAGUGCUCUCGUGGAAAGACUUCCAUACGUCUGGAUUGAUUUGUAAUGUAAGGAGAUUAAAUACAGAUGACAGAGUAACUCCACUCAUUGUCUAAAUGUGCAGACACACAGAAAUGUAGUGUUUAGAUUUAUGCUUUGUUAAUAACGUUGGAUCACUGCUCAUCUUUGGUGCAUUUAUAGAUUUCCUGCUCCAAGAGAUGUAUGUUAAUGCAAAAUGCAAAGGUGAUCCGUCUGUAGUGAUUAGUUUUUGUGUGAAUGUGAAAGAAAGCUCCCAAAAGUCAAAGGAGAAACACAGAAAGGAAAGUGAUCGAGCUCGCUGACGUCCAAAGGCUCGUGUUCUCAUAAUGGAGCGCCAACCUCGACAUCCUUCGUCAUUCUCACAAAUAGUAACUGAAAAGGACACAAUUAUUCUUUGUGCUUCUGAAUGUUGCAACAUGAAAUCAUGUACAGCGAUGGAAAAACAACAGUAUUCAUGUCGAUGUCUGUCGUUAUAUAUAUAUUGAUUCUUUUGUACAUAAUGUAUAUCGAGCAUGUGCAUACAUUGAAAUCCAUUUUACGACCAAUACGAUACAAUUGAACAUGUAAAUGUUUUAAAGCUCCGAUUUUAGUCGUCUUAUUUUGUUAUUACCCCCCCCCCCCCCCCCCCCCCCGAUAAUAAUAACGACCGUGCUGUUUCUGCGCAGCACAUUGAGAACCUGUUUCCUUAAAUAGAUCAUGGACAAGCCAUUACAAAGAUCAUGGUGAAUCUCUCGCUGCUUAUUUCAUAUUCUGUUGCAGCCUUCACUGUAACUGAAGUCAGCAGGUGCAAUGCAGUAAGUAUUUGAUGGAUGAAGACUCAGUUUAAAAGCCAUUUAUAAUCCGUUCUGGGCUUCACUUUUGAUUUAUUUCUUCAGAUAACCAUAGGUCACCUUGCACAAAGUAGGAAGAAGCAAACAGGAUGUAACUUGAAAUUCUAACUACAUUGGUUAAAGCACAGUAUAUAAAUCAGUUGCGUUUUAUACGAGUGAUCGGGUGCACAUAGUGUGAAUUCCAUAUUUCCCCAUGUACUAAGUCCUUACAGCGGCGGCCCAGGGUCGAAUCCGACCUGCAGAUCUUUGCUGCAUGUGGUCCGCCUUUCCUGUCUCUCUUCAGCUAUACUAUAUAAUAAAGGCAUAAAAAAACAGCCAAAAGAUAGCUUGUAUAAAGCUGAAUAUAAUGCAAUGCACACUUAAACAUUUUAAAUGCACAAAUGAAAAGUCUUACUUGGUGGAACAGCUUCGAUGCCGUCAUGGUGGAGUAAAAUGAAUGUGCUGCUUGCAUCGCCGUAGGAAAGUUAAUCAUUUAUUUAUUUGAUCUUAAGCCUAGUUAGCAUUUAUAAGCAGUAUAUAGUGAUGAUGAGUGGAUGGUUAUGUAGCUGUAAGCAGAUAUGAAGACUUUUUAUCACCACAUUUGUAUAACGAUCACGUGACGGUGUGAUGGAGGUCGCUCGCAAUGAUGAACCUACAUAAAAAUAUCAGCUUUAUAGCGAGUUUCUGCUCAUUAUUUAGGAGUUAUUGCAGGUUUUAGUGUUUUAUAAUGUAUAUAUGUAAACUUUAAGUCCUUAUCAUUAAGCAUCCACAACUGUUAAAUAAUCAGGAAAAUACUUUAUAAAAUAUAAUAUAUUCGUAAACGUCUUUAUAUUUUCUUACAACUACGUAAUAGUGUGUUUUAAAAAGCAUUUAUAAAGUGUUUGAAUACUGCUUAUAAAUGCUACAUAGAGAGGUUAAACCUUUAGGAAGCUUUGUGGUAUCUGUUUUAAUACUCAGGUGACUUUAUAAUAAAGGUGUGGACUGUCACCACUUCUUUAUUUAAGUGUUUCUCUGCAACACGUGUUUCGUCUCGUCAGAGCAGUCGAGUUUGUGGAAGAGUUUUGACAGAUGGUGUUUACUGUUAAGUCAUAACCAGUCAGUAUUAAUCACAAGGAGCGAGUCCUGGAGAAUCUUUUUAUGGCUGCAGUCUGUUUCAUCUCAUCUUGUUUGGAACUGUACAAAUAAAACACAAUAAAUCUUCUGAGACGCAAAGAAAAGCUGCAACACAGCCCACAUUUCUUUACGCCGUCGAUGGUGUUGAAUAUGUGAAAACAAGCUAACAAACAAUUCCUGCCAUUAGAUUAAACAAAGUUUCCAGUUUUAGCAUUUUGACACUUGCUUUUCCCGGCAGCUGCUGUUAGAUUGCAGAUUUACUAAAGUAAAAUGUUUACAUUUGAGGAUGUCUGCUCUUGUAACGGUGCUUGCGGCUUCCUUUGUCACUUCCACAACAUCAAAUCGGAGCCGUGAUGAAACUGCUGCCGCUGUCGACCCGAAGCCUUUAAUCUUCAACGUGUCAUCUUUUCUUGAUCCUGUGAAAUCCACAGUAAUCGUGAUUUGUUGGAGAUUCACGAGUGUCAGUCACAAUAUAAACCCUCUCAACUUUAAAGACAUUGAUUUCUUUUUCUUUUUUAUUGAUCUGUGAAGUCAUAGGAUAAUGUCAUAUAUUCCCAAAACAGCUCCUGCUGCGUCCACACUAUGUAUAUUGUUUUUGUAUAUAAAGAAUCAUGGAAAAACUA